AUGGCUCUAGCAUGGCCCCAGGGGGAAUGCUUUUUCAAAAGAAGCGCCCUGCAAUCUGGUGCUGUCAAUACUGUAGCGCGUUUCACUGCAGAGGACCCCAAACUUUUCUAUAGUACAAUGGUAGUAGAGAUGGUCUGGAACAAGGAGGCGCAUCACGGUUCCGAAGCAUGCAAGGAGAACAGUAAUCCAAAAGGCCACCCCCAUAAACGAUCAGGCUACACGAUCGUGACAGGUGGGCGAGGGUGGAAAACCUCCUACGGAAACUGGACACAUCUGCCCUUCUCCUAUGGGGCAUACUACCAACCAUCCAGACAAAUCCAACAUGAAUUGUGCACGGAUGGAGAGCGAUUCAAGAAGAGAGAGCAUGGAGAUGCAUAUGAAUCAUGGUUCAUGUUUGUCCCCUUACCCACCAGACAUGAGGAAUGGGUUUUUAUAGAUCGGUUAUGUUCCAUCCGUGCCAUAUAUAUUCCAGUUUCCUAUAUGGCCAGUGAGAAGAGCGAGGAUCUCUGCACUUAUAUCCACGUGCGAUUCAACGGCAUGAAAGACAUCGCACUGGAGUAUCAUAAGGAUAAGACACCCGAGAAGUUUGCUGAGAUCUUCGACUUCGAGACAGUGGAAAAGACCACUGCAACUCUAACAUGCCACGACACAUUCGGUAUCGAACAUGACGAGACAACUGCAAUCGGUAUAAACAUCACGAAGCUUGUAACUACUCUGAUUCUUCCCCGUCAAUUUCGAAAAUACGAUGCAUUUAGCUCAAAAGCCAUUAUCCUCGUGGACACAAGCCUUAUUCCAGUGAUUCCCGUCCUCUCGAGAUUUACAGCUUCAGCCAUGGCGGAUUGGGCGACGGUAGCUUCCAAAAAUCAUGGAGUCAGUGUGAAAUGGGCAGAAGGAGACCAUUCGCCGCAUUGGUUGCUGUCCUUUCUCAAGAAUACUCUCGUUGUAUGCGCUGGCCUGGUCCCAGGGAUUGGCCCGCUCUUGUCUAUGGGAUCAGCACUGCUCAUGGAAGCACUCAUCAACCCGGAUGGCAUGUUGGAAGAAUUCAAAGAACAGCUGCCAGGACUAGGGGAAAUGUUUGACGAAAUAUUUGACCUGUCGAAAGAGUGCAGAAAGGGGAUGGCAGUCAAGAUGGACAUUGCAUCUCCAACUCAGGCAGUCACCGUCGACACUAAUAGCGACGAUGCGGUAUUGAAGACGCCUGUGCAGGCUGACGAGCCAGAGCAAGAGGAAAAGAAGUCUACUGCCACAUACGUCAACAUACCCUCAUACACAGCAUUGUCCAAGGCUGAAUACGAUGCGACGGUCGGUCGACAGCUCCGAGAGGCACUUGGCCGUAAGCUUGGUGGACUGGCCGUAGAAGAUCGCGGCAUUAGUCGUGAGCAGGCUAAAGCUUUUCAGGAGUUGGUUACAAAUCCCCCAAAGGAGCACCAGGAUAAAACCGUGGACGAGCUUUUUGAAGUUGUUGAGUCCAAAUAUGUACGGGAUCGCCUCAAGGCAAUGAGAACCUCUCUCUUCACUAAAAAAAUGGAGGAAGAUUUUCGCGCAAGCGAGACCGAGAGUAUCAAGAAGCGUUUACUCACGGAAGCCACCCCCGAUUCAAGUUCACGUUUGGCAGACAACUUUUACGAGUGGGCUGAGAAUGCAAGCAGAAAAAUUGCCAUGCGCGACAACCCCAUGCUCGCCUUUGGCGGUGGACCUAGAUAA
This is a messenger RNA of Nannizzia gypsea CBS 118893, 1704 nucleotides long. RefSeq lists its product as hypothetical. The record is from RefSeq and is a predicted model, not a curated record. NCBI's taxonomy places the organism in Eukaryota, Fungi, Ascomycota, Eurotiomycetes, Onygenales, Arthrodermataceae. The transcript is spliced from 3 exons. The coding region runs from base 1 to 1704 and encodes 567 amino acids.